This is a messenger RNA of Oryza sativa Japonica Group (Japanese rice), 1559 nucleotides long. The record is from RefSeq and is a predicted model, not a curated record. NCBI's taxonomy places the organism in Eukaryota, Viridiplantae, Streptophyta, Magnoliopsida, Poales, Poaceae.
CACAAAUCUCUCUUGGCCUAAAAUUAUGCAGCACCCCUUCACACCCCAUUCCUCAUAGCCAUCUCCUCUCCUCUUGACCCCAUUUCGGUGCUUAACCAAACUCACCAUAAUAUCAGUUCAUCCACAACAAUGUCGGCCUACUGCGGCAAGUACAAAGAUGAGCUCAUAAAGAAUGCUGCCUACAUUGGCACCCCGGGCAAGGGUAUCCUCGCUGCGGACGAGUCCACUGGCACCAUCGGCAAGCGCUUCGCCAGCAUCAAUGUUGAGAACGUCGAGGAUAACCGCCGUGCCUUCCGCGAGCUCCUCUUCUGCACCCCUGGCGCCCUCCAGUACAUCAGCGGCGUGAUCCUCUUCGACGAGACCCUCUACCAGAAGACCAAGGAUGGCAAGCCCUUCGUCGAUGUCCUCAAGGAGGCCGGUGCCCUCCCCGGCAUCAAGGUGGACAAGGGCACCAUCGAGGUCGCCGGCACCGACAAGGAGACCACCACCCAGGGCCACGAUGACCUCGGCAAGCAAUGCGCCAAGUACUACGAGGCCGGUGCCCGCUUCGCCAAGUGGCGUGCCGUCCUCAAGAUCGGACCCAACCAGCCCUCCCAGCUUGCCAUUGAUCUGAACGCCCAGGGCCUUGCUUGCUACGCCAUCAUCUGCCAGGAGAACGGGCUGGUGCCGAUCGUCGAGCCGGAGAUCCUCGUCGAUGGCCCUCACGACAUCGAUCGAUGCGCGUACGUCUCCGAGGUGGUCCUCGCCGCGUGCUACAAGGCGCUGAACGAGCACCAUGUCCUCCUCGAGGGCACCCUCCUGAAGCCCAACAUGGUCACCCCGGGUUCCGACGCCAAGAAGGUGGCGCCGGAGGUCAUCGCGGAGUACACCGUCCGCACCCUCCAGAGGACCGUCCCUCCUGCUGUGCCGGCCAUCGUCUUCCUCUCCGGUGGACAGAGCGAGGAGGAGGCGACGCUGAACCUGAACGCCAUGAACAAGCUCAGCGCCAAGAAGCCGUGGUCGCUGUCCUUCUCCUUUGGCCGUGCCCUGCAGCAGAGCACGCUCAAGGCCUGGGCUGGCAAGACGGAGAACGUAGAGAAGGCCAGGGCGGCCUUCCUCGUCAGGUGCAAGGCCAACUCCGAGGCUACCCUGGGUACUUACAAGGGUGAUGCUGUCCUCGGCGAGGGCGCUGCUGAAAGCCUGCACGUCAAGGACUACAAGUACUGAUCUGCAUCAGGCGCUGGCCUGCUAUGGCUUGGCUACCUGAUCGAUUUCCCAUUCUGGGGCCGUUACAUAAUGCGGUUUUGAUAUCUAGAGGCUCUAACAGGAUUCACAAUUUCGGAUCGGAAUUUCAGAAUUUUUCCCUUUCCGAUAGAUCGAACCCUGGAGCACAAUAUAUCUGUGGUUAUCUAAAAGCCUUGUCUUAAUAAUCCAGAACCUUUUUUUUUCUUGUAAAAUAUUUGCUGAUGAACAUCAGCUGGCCCGGAGUUUUUAUUUUUAUCAAUCACUUUGUAACUGUCUGAUUUGCCCGGUGCUGUGUGAUUUUGUUGAAUGAAAUUAACUUCACUUCUUUGAGUUUA